This is a messenger RNA of Amoebophrya sp. A25, 1813 nucleotides long. NCBI's taxonomy places the organism in Eukaryota, Dinophyceae, Syndiniales, Amoebophryaceae. The record is from the annotation of a GenBank genome assembly.
GCAAGGUCUUCAUCUGAACGAGUAGGAAGAUAAAAGAGGCAACAAGAACAAGUUUACAGUAAGAAGUAUAACUCAGUCUCUGCUCAGAACACCCGAUCUUGAGAGUGUCUCUAUGAACAACACAAUGCUUCUUGCUCCGGCUCGUUCUCCACCAGCAGGAGUCGCGCUGACCCUUGUGCAAUCGUGCGCAUCUGCUUCAAGUAGCUCUUCGAGUUCGUCCUGUUUUUCUACCUCGACAUUGCACCAGUCAGCGACUCAAGAACAGAAGAUGUUCUCCUCCUCCUCCUGUACUGCUUCCUCGCCUGCUUUUUCAGGUGGAGGCCUCUUUCGCAUUUCCCCAUGCCGUCUGAAAGCAGCAGGAACAGGAAUGGGAGGUGAGACUGGUGGUCUCGUAGCUCAGGCCCAAUGUAACGGUAGAUGGACAAGGAAUUACAUAUCAAAGCACGAUCGCCAUGCAAUUCACAAAGGCUUUUUCCAUAACACCCCAAAUGCUAAAUGGAACACACUGGCAUGGUAUCAACAUGAGCAUAGACUGUUGAGGAAGACGAUCGUAAAUCAGACGGCGAAGGUGAAACGGUGUAGGAUGUGGUACGAAUUAUUGAAGGGAAGGGUUCCGGGGGAAGUUACGGUGACAUUCUGGCUUUAUUGUGUAGCAUAUGUUAGUAUCCUCAUCCUCUUUUCAUCAUUUUCUGCUCGACUAUACCGAAGAUAGUUGUAACUGUACCAACAAGCGCACAAACUUGAAGGCAGGAUUACCUUUUCUUUCCACCUCUAACACACUGCAAUCUUCCACGUCAGUGCCCCGUCCACGUCUGGGAACCCGUGGCCGAGCUUGCUGGUCUGCGCCUGAGCACGAACUCGCGAGGGGUGCACCCGUUAACACGGCCUCACUGAUAAACAUCCUUUCCACCAGUGGACCCUUUACGAUGUUUGUGCCAACGAAUGCGGCUUUAGCGAAAAUUAGUGGUGCCAGCUGGGAUCGCAUGCACGCUGAACCGAAGUUGCUACUAAGAUUUCUAAAAAGACAUGUUGUACAGGGAAAAUUCGAGCUUGCGGAGAUGGUGAAUUCUAUGAAUGCUGUGACGACGAAAGCCGAACUCUCUAUGGGUGGUCCUGAUGGGGAAGAUGAGAAUGAGGGAGAGCAACAGGAAGUUGAAGACAUCAAUGAUGGAGAUAGCAGAUUGCCAGGAGCAUUUGGUGGCGGCUCAGGAGGCGGCGUAUUGAACAAUUCCCAUCCAUCAACAACAACAACAGCUUCAAAUAAAACCAACUACGGACAAGAACGACCCCAACAAGAUGAGCUCUUCUGCUUUUCCUCAGAACCUGUUUCCUAUCUGCAUCCUGAGAGCGCCCUUAUGGACAGCUACUUAGAGCAUUCCUACGCAAAACACUAUGAACGUGCAAAUGCAGGAUAUAUUUUACCCGACUACGAAGGUGCAAUACCAUCGGCCAGCGCUGGAAGACAACAGGCCUCUGCUCAAGAGACAGCAUUACUGGCGCAGAACGAAGAUGGAACAAGUUCUAGUUCGUUGGUCGAAUCCGAAGAAGACGACGUGAAUCCUUUCGCUUUAGUUGCUGAGGAAUCUGCCUCCGACGUGCAAUUCGCUUUGCAACAAGGCAGAUUCCGGAGACAUCUUCCCUACGGUAUUAACGAGAGCACUUUCGCAGGUGCGGAGCUUCGGACUUUGGAAAAACCAGAGGAACGACUACCUAUAUUCGUCAAAAACAGUGCUGAAGAUCAGUUUUUCUUCGGCUUGCCAAGACGAGUGGCAGUAGGCCAUAGCAAGUGUCAUAUCUUGAGGUCCACAAGAUG